Molecule: messenger RNA, 1622 nt
Organism: Ilyonectria robusta
Lineage: Eukaryota; Fungi; Ascomycota; Sordariomycetes; Hypocreales; Nectriaceae
Exons: 4
Coding region: 69-1421 (450 amino acids)
Source: RefSeq, a predicted model, not a curated record
CCGUCCACGCUGUACCCCUGAGUUAUGCCUUUCUUGACUUCGCCCGUCUCCGCCACCCAUUGUUUUCCAUGUCUUAUCUUAUCGAUGUCCGAAACAUUGAGAGUUUACAAGGGAUCCAUGAGGCAUUCAAGUCUAUCCUCCAGCACAGUGGUUUUGCUGCGAAAAUUCAAGAAGCCUCUGCCCAAGGAUCUCAUGCAACGCCCGACGUGACGCCGUCCCCCGCCCCACACCGUGAAGCCUGCUCACCAUCGCGAUCGACCGUAUCGUCUCUCGUCCCAGGCCACGAAAUCGAAAUUUACCAAAAAACUCUGCUGGCCAUCGACCAGAUUUUCGACCGGAGUGGCUUGCCUGUACACGAGGGCAAUGCGGAAGAAGCGCUUUUAACGCCAGGAGACACGCCAUCGCCUGUCCCGUGCCAUGACGUAAGGCAACAAUCCUAUGAUGGGCAAGAGCAGAGUUCCGCGCUCGACAAUCAUCCUCAACGCCUGGACGAUACGUACCCGUCGACGUCGCUACUCAACACCGAACUUGGAAUACCGCCCAGGGACAUCAACCCGCUGAAACGUCGACGUGCUGACUUUGAAGAUGAAACUGAGGAUGACUUACGAUCCCUGUUCGAAGAUGAUACAUCGGAACCCUCGCAGCUGGACGAUGUCUCCACAGAUUCCUCCACCUCGUCAACUUCAUCCAGUGAUUCCGGAGGUGCACCUACUGAGACGGAGAACUCCGAACAACAUGACUCCGGAAGCACAGCUCAGACGGAGAAUUCCAAGCCGAAUUAUGUCGAUCCGGCAACCCAGACGAAACAGACAAAAACAAGGACAACUGGGAAAAACCAGAGGAAGCCUGGGCCAGCACCGACUUUUGGGGAGCCGGAAUUCACCCGGCUCAAACGAGACCUCAGGAUCCUGCUACAACCUAAUGAUGCCCAGGACUUCCAAAACACCCAAUCUAUCUUGCGAUGCCUAAGAGGCAGGAGGCUGCAACCACAGAAAAUUCAACCCUCGGAUUCAGCCUACGUUUCACUGCGAAACUGCCUUGAGGUUUAUGAGAGCAAAGUUGGAGAGGCGUCCGAUGUUAAGUUAUUCUACAACCUGAUGCAUAGGGUUAAUUUGGUGCAGCUAGCUGCCGAAGAUGAGAGGUUGGCCGAAUCUCUGUCCAUUGGAGGACGCUCCGGGGCAGUAGAUUUUUUGGUCGACAAGCUCUGGGAAACUGAUGCUCAAGCUCUACGCCAUGACGAUUCAAAGAGGAAGAAGGUGCACAACUGGAACCGGAGCGGGAGGCCACUACUCGCAUUGGUCCGGGAGUAUGGAUACGGUGCGCUGAUCGCCCCUGGAUUACGCCUUGGAAAAAAAAGGAUGUCUCGUGCAAGGACUACGGCGUUCUCGUUAGAUACGUCGGGAAGUGCAACCCAUGUUUAAAAGCGGAGUUGACUAAUUUGUCACGUGUCCUUGAAGAAGCGAUGUUACGCCAAACCCUGCCAUCCCGUUGGCUGGAGAUCGAGCGGAUUGAUGGCCUGCCCAAUAAUGGAGACUUCUCUCUUUCUCGAUGGGUUCGGUUGAGUGAACUUCCUCUGGAACCCACGUCGGUUAGUUCACAAACAAUUUGGCUGCCUAAUGACG